AUGAGAUUCACUAGGCUACCUGAGCUGCUUUCAUCGAUGGCAGAGGAGCUCAACGACAUCGCACGAACAAAAUACACGAAUAUUCCCUCAUCUAACACACCUGCACCCCUCGUUGAUCAUGGAGACAUCCGUUGCAUCAUCAGACGCUUGUCGGGCGCGAUGCUUGAGCUAGAUGACGCAUUAGGCGCUCUGCUCCGGUUCAAGUCCACUCUCAACGACUCCUUCUUGCAUCAUACCCGAUUAGUCUCCAAGAUAAACGACAUUCCAACAGAAGUCAUGGGUAGUAUCUUCUCCCAUGCAGCCAAGCGGAUUACCGGGGACGAGGCGCGCACACCGAUAUGCUCCAUAGAGCAGAAUUUUACUCAGGUGUGCAAACGCUGGCGGGAGAUCGCCGUUGCGUCACCUUUUCUGUGGAACCUGAUUAAGCUGGAUUUUCAAGAAGAGAAGGAUGAGAAGAUAACACAGCCAUCAUUGGAGCUACUCGCUCGCUCAGGAUCCGUCCCCGUUCACCUCACCAUCUUCACCAGGAGUUCCUUCGGAUUCUUGCGCCAAGAAUACGGCGAAAUACUAGAUCUUUUCUUCAAGAAAUGCGCUUCCGUGGAGAUAGUUCAGUCUCAAAAUCAUCCUUUCGAGAAAUCGCACAUCCAGGGGCUGAUAAAUUCCAUUCCCCGACUCAAGAUACUCACGUUGACGAAGGGAGGCGUCACUGGUGAUACUCUACAAACUUUCCAAAAUUUACAACACCUCUCGCGCCUUAGGCUCAGAUUGAUAUCUCUCAGCAUGAGCGAUGUGGAAGCCUUCGUCAGCGUACGAUGGGGAUCUCUCAAGUCACUCAUCAUUGAUGGAACUCCUGCCUUUCUGAUCAAGGAUACCAUCAACGAAAAGUUUCCAAGUCUCGAGGCUCUCUUUUUCCACACAGACCGCAUAGAUGUCGCUAUUUCACCUUCGUCCCUAGUAAAACACACUAAACUUCGCAAACUCGGGAUUUCCGUCCCCUACCUUGAGUACAGCCCGUUAGGCAGGUCCACGAAUACUGCCACAUAUCGCCUUCUAGACCAAUUGGACCUUCCUUUGCUGAACACCCUGGCGAUAUCCGCAGCCAGCAGCCAACACCUAGAUCGUUUGGCACAGUACGACCGAGACCUGGCCUGCCCGCUGGAAAACAUAGAGAUACUUAUAGGAUCGGCCGGAUCAGCACGCGUUACUAUGGUGGACGAAAGUAUGGUUCAAAGCAUUCUGCCAAAGGCCAUAAUCACCAAAGGACACCCGUCGCGAGUGCUCUCUGACCUUUACGCAGAGUGGCUGGCGGAGUACACGCCUUAUUGA
This is a messenger RNA of Coniophora puteana RWD-64-598 SS2, 1326 nucleotides long. RefSeq lists its product as uncharacterized. The coding region runs from base 1 to 1326 and encodes 441 amino acids. The record is from RefSeq and is a predicted model, not a curated record. Lineage: Eukaryota; Fungi; Basidiomycota; Agaricomycetes; Boletales; Coniophoraceae. The transcript is spliced from 3 exons.